Cucumis sativus (cucumber) is the source of this 2482-nucleotide messenger RNA. RefSeq names its product protein NRT1/ PTR FAMILY 4.6. NCBI's taxonomy places the organism in Eukaryota, Viridiplantae, Streptophyta, Magnoliopsida, Cucurbitales, Cucurbitaceae. Gene Ontology annotation, cellular component: membrane. The coding region runs from base 369 to 2120 and encodes 583 amino acids. Gene Ontology annotation, molecular function: transmembrane transporter activity. Gene Ontology annotation, biological process: transmembrane transport. The transcript is spliced from 5 exons. The record is from RefSeq and is a predicted model, not a curated record.
CAAAAGAAUCCAAACUUAAGUUUCUCUCCUCCCCGUCCCUAACCCCAUGUGCAUCUCUCUCUCUGUCUCUCUCUAUAUAAGAGUGCCUUAUAGAGAAUUUUAUUUAUAAAGAAAAACAUAUAUAUUAUUCUUUGUGGCAAAAUGAAGUGGUUUAAUUAAUUAAUUUUGUGAAGAAUGGAAGUCAUUUUCUCUUCUCUCUGAUCUCUCUUUCUUAUAAUUUUUUUUUAAUCUUUUGUCUCAUAUCCCUCCCUCGACCCUUUCUCCCUCUCCCUAUAAACUCUUGAAAUCUCCCACUCCACUUCUCCCCUCUCACUUCUCUUUACAAUAACCAAAACCCAUCAUCACAAAAGAGCUUCUAAACCAAUAAUAUGGAAAUUGGUGAUGAUCAUGGUCGAACUAAUAGAUGGGAAGGAUAUGUAGAUUGGAGAAAGAAACCAGCUUUGAGAGGUCGCCAUGGAGGAAUCAUUGCAGCAUCUUUUGAUUUGGUUGUGGAAGUAUUGGAGAAUUUGGCGUUUUUAGCAAAUGCAAGCAACUUGGUGAUGUACUUAUCCCAUUACAUGCACUUUUCACCAUCAAAAUCAGCAAACAAUGUCACAGAUUUCAUGGGAACAGCCUUCCUUCUUGCCCUUCUUGGUGGUUUCCUUUCUGAUGCCUUUUUCACUUCUUAUCAUAUCUACCUCAUUAGUGCUGCCAUUCAAUUACUUGGGUUGACAGUAUUGUUGAUACAAGCCAAGAUGCCAUCGCUGAUGCCUCCUCCAUGUGAUCGCCAAGCAAAUCAUAACGCCGUGUGCGAAGAAGCGAGUGGUGGCAAAGCAGCAAUGCUGUUCGCGGGACUAUAUCUGGUGGCAUUAGGGGUUGGUGGCAUAAAGGGGUCGUUGCCAUCACAUGGGGCGGAGCAGUUUGAUGACAGUACCCCACAGGGCAGGAAAAGAAGAUCCACAUUUUUCAACUACUUCGUCUUUUGCCUCUCAUGUGGUGGCCUAAUUGCAGUGACAUUGGUGGUGUGGGUUGAAGACAACAAAGGGUGGGAGUGGGGCUUUGGAAUUGCAAUGCUCAGCAUAUUUUUGUCCAUCAUUGUCUUCUUUGCGGGAUCCCCUCUAUACCGUAAUAAAAUACCUGAUGGAAGUCCAUUCACAACAAUUAGCAAGGUUUUAGUUGCUGCAACGUUUGGUUGCUGCAUCGGCACGAACUCACGAAACUCAAUAGCGAGUAUGGCAAUGAGCCCGGCUCUUGAUGACAAGGAAGCUAAACAGAAUGCAAAAGAAAUAGAUACAACAGAUCACAUGAUGAACGAACCGUCAGAGAGUCUGAAGUUUCUAAAUAAUGCAGUUCUGAACAAGCCAUUCCAUUCAGCAUUAGAAUGUACAGUUAAAGAAGUUGAAGAGGUCAAGAUUGUUCUGAGAAUUCUACCAAUAUUUGCUUGUACCAUCAUCCUCAACUGUUGUGUAGCUCAGCUCUCCACAUUUUCGGUUGAACAAGCAUCAACAAUGGACACCAAAAUAGGUUCCUUUAAAGUUCCACCUGCAUCUCUCCCCAUUUUCCCUAUACUCUUCAUCAUGUUCCUCGCCCCGAUAUACGAUCACUUAAUCAUCCCAUUUUCUCGAAGAAUAACUAAAACCGAAACAGGAAUCACUCAUCUUCAGAGGAUAGGAGUUGGGUUACUUUUCUCUAUUGGAGCCAUGGCAGUUGCAGCAGCUGUGGAGACUAAGCGUAAGAGAGUAGCCACUGAAAACGGUCUACUCGACUCCGCUCAACCGUUGCCCAUCACAUUCCUUUGGAUUGCCAUCCAGUACUUGUUUCUCGGAUCAGCAGAUCUUUUCUCCUUGGCUGGAUCAUUAGAAUUUUUCUUCACAGAAGCACCUGCAAGCAUGAGAUCCUUGGCUACAUCUCUCUCCUGGGCUUCUCUGGCUAUGGGUUACUACCUUAGUUCAGUUAUCGUAUCAAUAGUCAACAAUGUCACAGAUCACUCUGACCACCAACCAUGGCUAUCCGGAAGAAACAUAAACCAUUAUCACCUUGAGAGAUUCUACUGGUUGAUGUGUGUGCUCAGUGGAUUAAACUUUGUGCAUUACCUAUUUUGGGCCAUGCAGUACAAGUACAGACCAAAAUCACAACAAUAGGUGAAAUAACCACAGAGACACAAAUAUAUAUAUGAUGCAAUAAUACUUACACGGUUCCACACAUUUAUUCAAACAAAUUGAAAUUAUCACCCCCAUCCAGAGGAGAACAGAAACUGACAAGCUCUGCAAAUGCUCUCAUCAUCUUUCAGCUGGCAUGGGAUUAAAUGGGAGGUUAAAUCCUUCCUCUUGGCAGAGCAGGUAGAUGUGGUAACUUGCAUGUGAAAUGUCUCAUAUCAGUGAAUUUCUGUGAUGCAAAGCAUCUUUUUAUCAAUCUCUUGUGUUUGGUUUCAAGUAAAAUUCAACCUUCUUGUUGCCAUGUCAUUAGAUGAACAACAAUAACAAAAUGGUAAUUUUAAUCAUAA